Messenger RNA from Ctenocephalides felis (cat flea), 1783 nucleotides. RefSeq names its product baculoviral IAP repeat-containing protein 6-like. The transcript is spliced from 7 exons. Gene Ontology annotation, biological process: negative regulation of apoptotic process. The record is from RefSeq and is a predicted model, not a curated record. Gene Ontology annotation, molecular function: ubiquitin conjugating enzyme activity; cysteine-type endopeptidase inhibitor activity. The annotation marks the transcript as partial. Gene Ontology annotation, cellular component: nucleus. Lineage: Eukaryota; Metazoa; Arthropoda; Insecta; Siphonaptera; Pulicidae.
AUUUCAGUUUUGGAUAUGGCCCGUCAUGUUCCUUUGUACUUAGCAGUAUUACAAUUACUUAGAGCGUUUGCUCAAAGUAAUCAAUUAGCAAUGCUUCUAAUACCAACUUUAAACACUGAGGAUACUACACCAAUUUCCUGUUUGCUAAGCACUAUGAAACAAUGUGUUGACACAUAUGCUAUGAGACUUAAAUCUAAUAGUAGAGCAACAGGUAAAAUUCCAAAUCAAAAAAGCCAUUCAAAAUUGCAUACUCAGCUUGAUGAAGAAGAUGAAGAUGACGAAGGCUUAGCAACUCUCAUACCAGAAAUACAAGAAACGGCUUUAUUAGUAGAGACUGCAAUUCAACGAUUGAAAGCUGAAGGUCAAAGUGAUAAUAUAGCAAAUUCAGAAAGUAUAUCUGGAAUUUCCAUAGAAAAGACAAUUACAUUAUCCUUAGAAGAGAGAUAUUUGCAAGUUAUGAAGAAAUUGCAAUUUGAUACUUACGAAAUGAUGGUGGAAAAUACUGGAUCAAUGUCUGGCGGAACUGGUUUUCGAUUUACAGUCCCCUAUCAUUAUGAAAAUAGUGUUCGAGCUAUGGGCUUCAGAUGUUGUCAUCCUGGGAGAGUUAAACGUUUGGCUCAAGAAGCAGUUACUUUGUCAACAAGUUUACCAUUAUCUUAUAGUAGUUCUGUUUUUGUUCGCUGUGAUACUGAUCGUUUAGAUGUUAUGAAAGUUUUAAUAACUGGACCAGCUGAGACUCCAUAUGCCAAUGGCUGUUUCGAAUUUGAUGUCUUUUUCCCACCGGAUUAUCCUGCUAGUCCUAUGCAUGUGCAUUUAGAAACGACCGGUAGACAAAGUGUUCGUUUUAAUCCCAAUCUUUAUAACGAUGGAAAAGUCUGUCUGUCUGUGCUCAACACAUGGCAUGGGAGACCUGAAGAAAAAUGGAAUUCACAAACAUCAAGUUUCUUACAGGUACUAGUAUCAAUACAAUCUUUAAUCCUUGUUCCGGAACCAUACUUCAAUGAACCAGGUUAUGAGAGGUGCCGCGGUACCCCUAGCGGCGCAAAUAGUUCUCGUGAAUAUAAUGCCAACAUAUACCAAGCUUGUGUUCGAUGGGCAAUGCUUGAGCAAUUAAGGCAACCUUGUGCAUGUUUUAAAGAUGUUAUUCAAACACACUUUUGGAUGAAAAGGCAUGAAAUAGCAAUUCAGGUUGAAGGGUGGAUAUCAGAAUUAGAAUCUCAAAGUACUGAAAGGAGAACGGGAAGAGUGGCUUCAUUAAAUGCAGUCACACUAAAGCGCUAUUAUAAGUUACUAAGAGAGGAAUUGUCUAAACUUCCUGUGCCCGAAGGAAUGUGCGAAUUAGACCAGCCGCCAUUCAGUGCUGACACAUCGCCAACAACUCCAACAGCACCUCAACUUCGACAGUUACUAAAUACAUUAAAUCCAAAUCAGCAAACAGACCCUUGGACAUCUGGUGUUGCAUACCAUUCAUCUUUGUCCGCUCAGCCUGACCUUGUGCAAGACGUACUAACAACUGAAGCAACAGAUACAGAUGUUGAAAUGGAAAAAAUUGUAUCAGAUGUUCUAUGUGACUAGAGCUUGAUUUGAGUUUAUCAUAGAAGUGUUAAUGAAACUAUAUUUAUUAAUGGUUUUAUAUAUGAAUGGAUCCAAAAUAACAGGUGUUAGCCAAAGAGCAUUUAGUUUCUCAGAAUAGAAUUGUUAAUUUAGAUUAUCAUUUGUACAGUUUCAUGAGAAGUAAUCACCAUAUGUUUAUAAACAAUUGGUUGUAUCAUUUAUUUAUAUU